AUGCACGUCGCCGUAGCCCACAUCAGCCUCCGGGUGCCCGAAAGCCGAAGCCUGAAAACCCGACGCCAGGCCGCCCGCAGCGUGAUCCAACGGAUCCGCAGCCGCUUCAACGUUUCGGUCGCCCAGGAUGCCGCCGCCGACGGCAAUGCGUGGCAGAGCCUUACCCUGGCGGUCUCCUGCGUGGGCGCCAGCGCGGAUCUCACCAGAUCCCUCGUCGACGACGUGGCGGCCUUCAUCGCCGAGGUGCGCCCCGACCUGGAACUCCUCGAUUACCAGAUCGAGGUCAUGAGCGGUUUCUAG
This is a messenger RNA of Geodia barretti, 300 nucleotides long. The record is from the annotation of a GenBank genome assembly. NCBI's taxonomy places the organism in Eukaryota, Metazoa, Porifera, Demospongiae, Tetractinellida, Geodiidae.